CUUCCGACAGCUCGGAACCACCGGGGAAUAGUCUGCUGUCACUUAGAGCAGCAGUCAGUUUCGGGGACCUUUUAGGCGGCAGGAGAAGAGAGAGAAAGGAUACAAGAGGCUCCCAGCCCAGCUGCUCCAAGUGUGACUAGGAUACCUUUGCGCGGCUAGGCAUUUCAAGUAUGGGGUGUGGAUUUCAAAGCUCAUGAGUGAAGGAAAGUAGAAACAAUCAUACAGCUGGUUUCCGUGUCCUGCCAGGUAUGUGUGAAGUUCGAGUGAAAAUCCAUUGGCCCUAAUUAAUUGUGAAACUACGGAAAAUGCGUUUACCACCGCCCAUUUUCAGGGUGGGGAAAAUGAGUUGUGCAAAUUGUGACAUCGGUUAGCGUUGUUGUUGGAAAUGCAGUCUAGAGCUAGGGGGUUGUCUGCUGAGCACUUGUGAUACAGAUCAAUGGAACAUCGAAGAAGAUUUUAGUCGUCAGUAUGAGGCCAAUUUUGCACGCAUCCUUUGCUGCGAAAAAAAUAAGUGGGUGCAGCUGUAAAAAUUUCAACCCUUAGGUGCGUUUUCCGGAUUCGUGCUAUAUUUUCAAGAAAAGGAUACUUAAAGCAUGUUUCAACUGCAGUUCGAGAGAAAGAAAUAAGUGUAAAAUGAUCUUUAGUUCGCUUGUGAAUUUCCUCACCCGAAUGGGAAAUAUGCAGUGAUCUUAAUUAUGUUAAUUAGACGUUCCGAACCGUAUUACGAUUUCUAGAGACUACGAAUUAAUACAUCUGUAGAACCGCCCUCGUGUUUAAGUGAACCCAGACAACGCUUUUAGUGAAAUAGCGAAAACGAGUGAUGAACUCGCCCUAAAAAUUUGCAAGAUGCUCCUUCGAAAGGCCAAAGGGAUUAGCAGAAAAAAGAGAAGAACGGCUGGCAGAAGCGUCCAGACGAAUACAGUGUGCGUGAAAAAGAAGUUGUGAAAGGAAUGUAGUCGAGUCGGGAAAUGUGAACUAAUUCAGGGAUGCCAGUUCUAUGUUUACAAUCGCGUUCAUCAGAAUGGGAGAAUUUUAAAAAAUGAUGACCUUGGAAACGAUUUAUUAUGUGAACCGGAAUCACCAACUUGAAAGAAAUAUACGAACAUGUUGUGGGUCGAGACGAUUAUGCGGACAAGAAAGAAAAGUCUAUGUGCCUGGCUGGAAUGAAAUUGGACGGCGAUGAAUGAGACGUGAUAGGAGAUAAACGUUUAAAUCCUCAAACAUUUCGAGGAAAAUUAAAGAAGGCAAGAUAUAACUUUGCAUCACUUCGGCCUGACAGAAGGAUCCCCUGGCAACGGAAAGAUUUAUUCGAUCCAUGAAGGGUCUCAUCUGGGUGAGGCGGGAGGUGAAUACUAAUAAAUGGCAAGAAAAGAAAAGUGAAGUGAAAAUCUGUGAAAACACAAGGCCGGAAGCAGGUCCAGAAUGAACGCCAGUGCGGUGGCGGAAGAGUCGUUAGUGAAAAUGAGCAUCUUAAAUGAGGGAUAAACACCGUGACACGGUUUAGUGAACAGGGAGAACCAAGAGUGGAAGGGCCUGGAAAGAAAUUUGGAUUUUUGUGGUGCAGAUACGCAUAACCAAUUGUGAUCCAUUAGUUACUACAGGGACGGAAACUUCAGAAACGGGGAUUAUGGCAGAUUUGCAGGCGACGAUUGAAUUUGCUGUGGAGCUGUACAAGUUCUACAAUGUUGAUCUGUUCCAGAGAGGAUUAUAUCAAGUUCGAUGUUCAUUGAGAGUAUCACCCCGGUUGCCGGUACAGGUGGAGACCUGUCUGCCGGAUGCAACGACCACGGGAGUGCCUUUAUCUGCGAAUAAUGCCUCGGCCUCGGCUCCCCCCAGCAGUAGUAGUGGAGGUGCAAGCGGCGGUAGUGGUGCUAGUGGAACGGCAAUCGGAUGUACCGCCAAUGGUACUGGCGGCAAUAAUGGACAGCCGGGAUCUGCAUCCAGUAGUGCCAACACACCGAAUUCCACUAAUUCUUCAAAUGCUUGCAAUGCAGGAAAUACCAGUAGUAGUGGCAUAGGCGGCAGCAGCACCGGAGGUCAAAGCGGAUCCCCAACGACUACGGCAGGCACGACAGGCUCCAACGCUACCAUCAUCGACGACUGUGGCGCCUCACGUGUUUUCCAGAUUCUGUAUCGCAACGAGGAAGUGUCGCUGCGAGAUGUUAUUAUGUUCCGGGCACAUUUACUAGUUGACAGCCGACAUCUGAAGGAAUCCAUAGAAAGGGCGGAGUUCUCGCUCAAUCUCGAACUAUGGUUCGGCGAGCAAACGACGGGAAAUGUGCUGAGCCUGGCAUCGACCCGGACCCUGCAGCUCAAUUUUCAUCCAGGCCGGGGCUUGCAUUACCAUUUGCCGGUGCUGUUCGAUUACUUUCAUUUAGCAGCGGUCAGCGUGGGAAUCCAUGCCAGCCUGGUAGCACUUCAUCAACCCUACAUCAAUGCCCCAAAGACGGCAAAACCCUGGAUCGGUGGGUCGAAGUUGAACUGCCGGGGUGGAAACUCCCCCGGGCCUCUGGAGGCCAUCUUCUUCGGACCGCAAGUUGGAGGAGGUGCCAAGUGCGGCGGUGGAUCAGCUGGUCGCCUGUUGCACGCUCGAAAUGUCCAUAAGGAAAUCUGUGCCUUGCUGCUGGGAGCACUGGAAUCGCUGAGGCUAUCGUUACAGGAAUUUUGCACCGUACUGCCGCAUCAAUGGGCAGCGCUGACGGGUUCGACACCCUUGUCCAACCUGGACACCGAACAAAGACUGAAAAAGUUGGCCGAUUCGGCAAAGCUGAUGGAUACCGAAGACGAUCUAGCCGCACGAGCCAAUUCCGAUAUAGCUCAACUGUGUGCAGAAUGCAUACUUUAUUGGAGGCGAGUACUUUCGGCAGCCAACCAACCCUCGGUACAUAGCCUAUUGGCUAAGAAGCAUCACACACUGCGCGUUCGUCGUUUUGCUGAAGGUUUUUUCGUUAUUGAAAAUCCGAGACACGCUGCUAGUGGAUGCUACGAUUCCAACUACCAAAACUAUGUAACCAUAUGUGAAAUGGCACGGAGAUCCAGAUAUCUUUCAUCACUGCCUCCCUUACCGGUACAUUGCACUGCAUUAGACGGAGACGCCAAUUCGCUGCCAUUGAUCUUUGAAGACCGUUAUACGGAUUCGAAGGACUAUAGCAAGCGACGAUCCGGUAGCGAACCCCAUUUAAACGGUCACAGUGGAACAUUAGGAAAGAUGAAAAACCACCAUCAUCCAAACAAAAUUGCACCCAUUAUUAACAACAAGGAAUGUUCCUGUGGAAUUGCAUCAUGCUACAUUGAGCCAAUCCCAAAAAUUUGUAAUAAUUACAUGGGACUAAUGACAACACGGUACGCAUUAGGAGGUGAUAUUCUGCAAGCAAGUUUGACGAUAACCCCAGCAGCAGCGGCGUCACAGAAUGGAAUUUGUUCUAAAACUCUUUCUAGGCAUUCAGUUUCUACGCUUUUAGAGCCUGAAUGUCAAUGGGAUCAGUUUAAAGCAGUAUACGCCCCAGGAACGACUAUUACGGGUGGCACUCUUCCUACGCGACAUAGUAAAUCGUUGGAUCAGCUCGAAAUCCAGAACAACACUUCAUCACUUCCCCGACAACACGUCCAUAAUGUCAAUUACGAUAAUUUUAAUCAAAAACAAAUCAUAUACCAUCAACCAGGUAAUGCUAUUAUACAGGCAAUCCCAUCAAAGCCUAAGAAGAACCCCGUUCAAGCUGAAGACCUUCUAAAGAACAUAAACGAAUUCAGAGAAAAAUACAAGAAUCCAGGAGAUCCUCGUAAAACAACCAAUUCAAAUAGUUCCAACAGCACCAGCAUAUACGAAGUAAAGGACGUAACACACCACCCAUCAACCAAUGUACAAACUUUGAACAGGAUGCCCAAACAGAUUAACGGCUAUGCCGUGCCCAGAACAGACUACAUCCAUGAAGUAAAGCACCACAAUCAAACACCAAUGAAGCAUGAAUCAAACGGCCAGCAAGCGCAUCAGCUGCAGUCUUGCUAUUACAACUCUCUACCGAAAAACGCAAGCAUGGGUCUUUCAAUUCCACCAAGAAAUUCGUAUCCACCGAUCCGUAGUAAAAAGCAACAAUCUACUGGAUCACUCAACACCACAACCGAUUCGAACACGAUUCCCCGUAGCAACUCAUCCCAAAUGUUGAGAAUGCAAAACGGUACUCCCAACAUAAAUAGUAAUACAUUACCACAUCGACCUGUGGAGUUUGCUCGGAUAAGAGUUUCCGAUUUCAAACAGAUGGUCAACAAUCAACGACGAAACAGUAAAGGAGCAAACGGAACCAACGAAUCAAGCAGUUCGAACAGUCCUGCAAUCACUCCUAAAACUCGCAGCAAACAAAGACGACUUCUUUCGUCGGCCAGCGUUCCCUUCAAAUUGGAAAAUUUAGAACUUGAACAAGCUGGUGGCACCGCUGGUUUCAGUGAAAGUUUACCAAACCUCGCACCUCCGCCAGCCUUUAGCAACUCUCCAAAGCCACCAUUACGUUUAAGGCGGAGGCAUUCGAGUAGUGAAUCAACUUCUUCGUUGAGCGAGCAAUCCGGGUGGGUAUCCAGUAGAAGAAGCACAGGUCCAUCCAGUCCGGAUACACUCAGGAAUGACCAAAAAAUUGUGAAUGGCGAACAGUUGAGAAAAAAGCUACUGAAACUUUUGAAUGAGCAGCCUCGGUUGGUGGAAAGGAAGAACAGUAAUCAAUCGAACAUCAGUGAAUUUCUCGUUCGAAGCAAUCAAAGUUCAAUGAAAUCAAAAUCCAACACUGAUAACAUAAAAAGCUCUGUACAAAUCGAAAACUGGAACAAUCUAGAAAAGGAAUGGAAUGAGCCACGUUCGAUACAAAAGGGUAAUGACGGAAGACGAAAUACUCAACAUUCUACAAUGGAGGGGCGCCACCAGAAAAGAAGUACCAAAAAAGAGAAAUCUAAAUCUGACUUCGAUUUGGCCAAUAUCUCUGACUACGUAUUCGAUGAUCUUCGAUUACUUCCUCCUCAACAGUUCCGUGAUUUGGCUCCACCUCCGCCAGAUGAGUUCAGAGACCCUCCAUCUUUGAUAGAGGAUGUUCAGAAAGAGGUGCCUACUUUAUCUAAAAAGAAUCCUCCACCAAAUGCUGCACCUCAACCUCCGACACCCCAUCAAACGCUGCAAUCACAUCCACCAGUGCAACCACAGCCACAACAGCCUUCAUCUAUUCUAGUUCCCCAGACUCAAGCUCUGCCUUCAAUGAUUGUCCAACAACAGCAAAUCAUUCCACCAGCUCAACAGUAUCAAAUUGUUCCGGUCCAACAAGUCAUUCAACAACCACAGUACAGCAAACCGAUCCAGCCACCUAUAAAUCAGCAUCUUUAUAUCAAAAAAUACGAAGUGCAAGCCAUCGACAACCCACUUUACCACAUCUAUGAGGUAGUAAAAGCUCCACGUCCUGUACUUAAAUCACAAAGUUCCAGCGAAUUGGCCGCAAUGGCCAAAUGUGCAGAAACUCUGAACAAUCCCAAUGCCACCAUCAACAGUAGCAUACCGCAGCAAAACGGUAUCAUGAAACAUCCUCAAGAAAAUCCAAUUCCUCCUGAACGAAAAUCAUCAAUGCGAAAUCUAGAAAGGGUUCAACAAAAGCCGGAGGAAGACGAGACCAAAAAACGGGUUGAUCCACCCAUGCAACUUCUCGAAUUCGAAAAAUGUCGAGAAGAGUUCCGCAAACAAAUAAGCUACUCUGGAUCAAUCUAUUCGGACUAUCAGAAACUAGCAUCCGAGAUGCCGUAUUUCCAUAUCAGCGACGAAUUUCGGCCAUUCUCUACAAACGGGUUGCACCUGGUGAUAUGUGUCCACGGACUUGAUGGGAAUUCAGCGGAUCUAAGGCUAGUGCGAACUUAUCUGGAGCUGGGCCUACCCGGAGCUCAUCUGGAGUUUUUAAUGUCGGAGCGCAACCAGGGCGAUACGUUUUCCGAUUUUGAAACAAUGACCGAUCGCUUGGUAGCCGAAGUACUGUACCACAUCGAAACAUACCAACUGAACCCAACGAGAAUUUCGUUCGUUGCCCAUUCGCUUGGAACAAUCAUCGUUCGAUCAGCUUUGGCAAGGCAACAGAUGCGACCGCUACUGUCGAGACUGCACACUUUUCUGUCGCUAUCAGGACCCCAUCUCGGAACGCUUUAUAACUCCAGUGGACUGGCGAAUAUGGGUAUGUGGUUCAUGCAGAAAUGGAAAAAGAGUGGAUCUCUUCUGCAGCUGUGCCUACGAGAUGCACCCGAUCCUCGGCAGAGCUUCUUGUAUAGAUUGAGCCAACGUACUACCCUGCACCACUUCAAGAACGUUCUCCUAUGUGGAUCGUCACAAGAUCGAUAUGUUCCACCGCAUUCGGCACGACUCGAGUUGUGCAAGGCCGCCGUUAGAGAUCAAUCUAACCUUGGAGUCGUCUAUCGCGAAAUGGUCCAUAACAUCAUUGCACCGAUGUUAGCCAGACAAGAUCUUACGUUGGCCCGUUACGAUGUACAUCACGCUCUCCCGCACACUGCGAAUGCCCUGAUCGGUAGAGCCGCUCACAUUGCGGUUCUUGACUCGGAAUUGUUUAUUGAAAAGUUUUUACUGGUUGCAGGAUUAAAAUAUUUUAGCUAGCUGAUUGAAUCUCAGGUUGGUGUGAAGAAAAACAAUAUGAGAGAUCAAGAGCGUGGAUUUGGUGUUAUAGUCCACGAAAGAGCAAUACGGAUUAAUAUUCAUGUUUUACUUAACUGUUGAUAGAUUGUUCUCUCAGUGAAUAGGUGGAAACAAUUAAAUGUUUAAAUCAAAAAAGGGAAAUUAUUAUAGGCAGUUGAAAACAAAAUUUUGACUUUCUAACGUAAUGAAAACCCCAAGUAAUGGAAC
Aedes aegypti (yellow fever mosquito) is the source of this 6868-nucleotide messenger RNA. RefSeq lists its product as uncharacterized. The record is from RefSeq and is a predicted model, not a curated record. The transcript has 8 exons. Bases 1628 to 6622 code for a protein of 1664 amino acids. NCBI's taxonomy places the organism in Eukaryota, Metazoa, Arthropoda, Insecta, Diptera, Culicidae.